Messenger RNA from Vigna radiata var. radiata (mung bean), 1361 nucleotides. RefSeq names its product methyltransferase-like protein 2. Lineage: Eukaryota; Viridiplantae; Streptophyta; Magnoliopsida; Fabales; Fabaceae. The transcript is spliced from 9 exons. Gene Ontology annotation, molecular function: methyltransferase activity. Gene Ontology annotation, cellular component: nucleus; RNA N6-methyladenosine methyltransferase complex. The record is from RefSeq and is a predicted model, not a curated record. The coding region runs from base 47 to 1333 and encodes 428 amino acids.
UUCAAGCUCGCAGUUACCCGCGGGGUCCCUGGAGUCUGAUUUGGGCAUGGAAGGAGAACACAAAUCGCAGAAACUUUCGUUGUUUUACGAAUCUGGUGUAUACUCCUUCGAUGAUUCAAACGCCGUUUUCGUGGACUCCGUCCGCGUUCUCAACCGUUUUUACCACCGCUUCAGCGUUUCUCCUUCACUCUACUAUUCUCGUUUCUUCAAAACCCAAACAACCCCCAACGCCGUCUCCUCCACCGUCACUCCCUCUCCCAGGAAGCGGAAGCGGAAACGGAGAGAAUCUCGACCGUUGAACGAGAGAGAGCUAAUCGCUCUACAGCGUCACCAGGAAGCGAGGCCACUGUUGUUGGCGGCGCACGAGUGUUUGCUGAAAUCAACUGAAGUGUUGAAUGCUUUGAAAACUCUGAAGAGUGAACCGAGUUGCUCAACGAAGGAGUGUGACGGUGGUCAACGCUCUUUCGUUGACCUGGGACACGUGGCUCCUCAGCUUGAGGUAACGCUAAGUUUACGUCUCAGUGACAAUGACGCUGACCCUCACCCGCUCCCAAAGGAUUUAGAUGACCUUCCCAGUGGGCAAUGCUGUGUAGAGAAGGUACUCCGUGCUUUUAAUAAUUUGGUUGCUAAUGACACCCAGGAUGAUGCAGUGGCUAAAAUUUUGAGCAAUUCCUAUAUAAUGCCUCGGGAGAGUUGCUUUUACAUGUCUGAUCUGGGACAGAUUCGCAAUCUAAUUCCUGCUCAUGCUGAUUCUGGCUUCAACCUCAUAAUGGUGGAUCCACCUUGGGAAAAUGCUAGUGCCCACCAAAAAUCAAGGUACCAAACCUUGCCCAACAGGUAUUUUUUAUCCCUUCCUAUAAAGCAACUCACUCACACUGAAGGAGCACUUGUAGCCUUAUGGGUGACCAACAGAGAGAAGCUACGAUGUUUCAUUGAGGCAGAGCUUUUUCCUACCUGGGGAGUCAGUUAUGCUGCUACUUUUUAUUGGUUAAAGGUGAAAGAAAACGGAUCCUUGAUUUGUGAUUUAGAUCUCUUCCAUCAUAGGCCGUAUGAAUGCCUGAUCUUGGGAUAUAGUCCUGGGAAGGUAAAUAAUACUGAUAAUCUAUCAGAGUUUAAACCUGUGAAGAAUGAUCGGGUGAUUAUGAGCAUUCCUGGGGAUUACUCAAGGAAACCCCAAAUUGCAGAUUUAUUACUGGAGCACGUUCCUGGACUCAAACCUCCUCGAUGUAUAGAGCUAUUUGCUAGAGAGAUUUUGGCUGGAUGGGUUUCUUGGGGAAAUGAACCCCUCUACUUUCAAGAUUCUAAACAUUUUGUUAAAAAGAUGAUUCAAUGAUUCUUAAGGAAAAAAGAUUCCAUCCUUG